CUUGACUGGGUUCAGUUUCAUCGGCUUUUGACUGCGAUCAGACGCCGCUUCUGACAGUGCGCAAUAGCCAGGUCAUUUGUAGCGUACAUUUCGUUUCGUGUUCUGUAUUUGUACUCACGAACUGUAUAACUCGACUGAACGCCUCCUGAUAUAGUUCAAAGAGAGGCACCGAUUAUAAUCUUGCGUGGAUUUAUUCAGCGACUUGUCAUACCCAUGUAACCCGUGGUGGGGUUUUACAGUCUCUCCGCCGUGCAAAAGUCACACAGAACGGUAAUACCGCCCAGAGGCGUGUUCGCGUUUACUCGCCGACAAAACUCCUGCCUUGUGUGUGUGUGUUUUGUAGUGAAGAGAACUGGUCAGACACUUAAUUGUGCGGUUUGUUGCUGAGCAACUGUAAAAAGAUCAAAGAUGCUAGGAGGAGAUGUAUAACUGUUGCCGGGGAAGAUAACAUUUUGAGAUGUCUUGUUUUCACAGUAUAACUGGAGCUUUUGAGACUCUCACCAUGGAUACAAAUUCACAUUCUGGAGGUAGUAGCGGAGCUAGCUUCAAUAGCCAUUACUCGUCAAAAUCAACUCGUGAGAACUCUCCACAUCUUGCGCCAUUGGAAUGGGAACACAGUCGACAUGGAAGUUUUGAUACUCUAAACACUAGUAUUCCAGAUGAAAUGGAGUUUAUUGACAAGUACUAUAAAAUUGUAGAAUUAGAAAAAACUCCUUGGACCGAUGUCCAUGUGAAGAACGUUUUACAAUCUGGUUCGAAGUCCAGACAAUUAAGUCGGAAAGUACCAUAUGUUGUUGUACAAAGAAUUUCCUACCUGUUACAAAGGCCACUUGUACGAAUCGCUCGAGAGACACAGCGUUUGUGUAGUACCUAUGGAAAAUGUACAAAGCAUGAAAUUCAUACUGCGAUCAAACUUAUCCUUUCCCGAUCAUUAGCGGAAAGUUGCUUAGCGGCAUCUGUCAAAGCAUUGUCAAACUUUCAAAUGAACCCUGAUCACUUUCGCAUUGGAAAGAAAACUCGUUCAGGACUGAUAUUUCCUGUUGGUAAAUUUCAUCGAUGGCUUGUGGAUACUCAUGUCUCAUCUCGCGUGAAUGAUCAUGCUGCUGUUUAUCUCACAGCGUGUAUGGAGGGCCUAGCCGAAGAAAUGUUUUUUCGGGCAUUCCAUGGGAAUAUUGAUGAACUUGAUGAAGAACUGACUGUGGAAAUGUUGGAUUUCGGCAUCUCUAAUGAUCCUGAUCUAUGGGGAAUUUCACAGACUUGCGAGCACCUCAUCUGUGGACGUAACGCAAACGGUAUUUUGUCUUUGACAUCAAGUCCGCUGAGCGGGAAUUCAUCAACACGCAGCAGCAGCAGUGGCAGUGAUUACAGCAACCAGAGUAGAGGAUACGGCAGAAAAUGUGAAAUAAAAACCAACGGGAGCCUCGAAGUCAGUAAACAUUUAGAGCAGAAUUUACUUGCAACUUGUGUGGGAAGUAUCGCUGAGUUAGGUAAGCUUGAUUUGAAGCUUGGUGAUGGAUGGAUGUAUGUGUUCAGUAAUAGAAACCUUAAUCAAACAGAGAUAAUGGAAGAGUGUUUUGUGAUUGUGGCUUGGAAGAUAAAAAUAAUUCUGAACAGAUAUACACCUGUGAGGGCGCUGUUGACUGAUGAAUCAAUCUGUUCCAGUCGUCACUUGGAUGCAUCCGCAUGUGCUGCUAGUUUUCAGCUGGAUUUAGCAUUCCGUAUGUUAGCAUGUGGAAGGACAGACCUUGUACAGCAAGCUAUAGCAAUGCUAGGACCUGCAGGCAUUAAUGCAUUAAAUGAACAGGGCAUGACCCCAUUAAUGUUUGCCUGUGCCAGAGGUGAUGAAGCUAUGGUACAAGUUUUAAUCGAUGCGCAUUCUGACUUAGACAUAACUGUGCCAAGUAACCCUAUGUACCCCUGUGUUCAUCCGGCUAUCCGUCAUUGGACUGCACUGACAUUUGCCACAGCCAACUCACAUAUACCUGUAGUUCAGUUACUACUAGAAGCAGGUGCCUACGUUGAUGGCGCUGUUGAUAAUAGUUUUAAUGCUGAAACGCCUUUACAGAUGGCAGCUGCAGCAGGUCAUUAUGAGUUAGUAUCGUUACUUCUUGCCAGAGGAGCCGAUCCCUACUUAUUUACAUUAGAUAAAAGCAAUGCCAAUUCUGGCUACCUCAAUUCAUUUGCAUUGGCUGCCUCACAUGGUCAUCGAAAUGUAUUACGAAGAUUGCUUUCCCAACCGCACGUGACCAAAUCAUCUGAUUUCUUGUCAUUGGAAGAGAUCCUAGCAGAAGGGACUGACACGGGUUAUAAGGCAAAAAAGUUGGAUAAUACUAAAACUAGGGAGGCUGCACUGCAGGAGGCGAUGUACCAUAGUUGUGAGCAUGGCUAUCUCGACGUUUCAAUGGAGCUACGUAGUCUUGGUGUACAGUGGUCUCUACACUGCUGGACUGAGACGUUAUCAACUGCCAAACAACUACGCAGAAAAGCUAUCAUUCAAUGCCUUCUCAGAGAUUUCUGUUCCAUCCAACCCAAUGAGUAUAAUGAAGAAUUCUGUGAUGAGGCAUUGCCCUUGAUGUUUGAUAUAUUCCGACAAUGCAAGAAUGAAGUGAUAUCUCAACAACUAGCUGCAGUGUUCUCGCUUGUCUACGGGUACGAACCUUUACCAGAAAUCAAAGCUAUCAACUUCACGCCACCUGCCAGAAUCGAUCCACAAUAUGUGAACAAUCCGGAUAUGUCUGAUGUAACGUUCAUUGUUGAAGGACGACCAUUUUACGCACAUAAAAUUAUCUUGGUCACUGCGUCAAAACGUUUUAAAGCCUUAUUGUCGGAUAAAAUGAACGAAAGCACUACCCCGUGUGUUGAAAUUAAUGACUUUAGAUACCAUGUAUUUAAGGUAAUGGCUGCUGCCAACUACUUCUAUUUGGAUGGAUUACAACGACAUUGUGAAAUUUUAUGUUCUAAACUUCUCUUAUUUGAGAAUGCUGUCAAAAUAUAUAAGCAUGCCAAGCUGUACAAUGCCAGAGCUUUGAUGGAAUACUGCGAGUGUUACUUCCUUGCCAAUAUGACGGAACUGUUGGAUAAGAGUGAUCAUUACAAGAAACUGGUCUUCAACAGCAAAUUACCGACUUACGAUGUGAUACAGGGACUGCAGCAAACAUUGACACACAGAAUCUUGCUUCGACAGAGCACAAUAGUGUGAGAAUACAAGACAUUGCAAGAUGGAUAUACAUCAUGUCAUCUAUGUACAAAACUGCCUUUGGGAUGAAUUGAAAACGUGAAUCUAAUGUGUAUGAUGGUUUCCCACAUUAUGAAUGAUCCAGGAUGACUGUCACUUCUUAUAAUGAACAAUAAAUAACUUGUGCACCAUUUUGUUUCAUAACCUCAUAAUCUAAUUUCCCCCCAAAAAUUCCAAGUUAAAUAUGAUUUGUUAGAAGAUGUACAUGAAUCUUGAGUAACACUCCAAAUUAUUGAUAUAUUGCUCAUUGAAGUAUUUCAGCAAAUAGAAAUUGGGCAUUCAAUGUUUUUUCUGUGGAAACAAUGCCUCAAUUGAUGGUUUCCCUGUGAUUAAAUCCUACUGGACGGCCAUUUUGAAUUGCAAAACUUGCAAUGUACAUACAACUGAGGUUUACGAUUCAAAAACUAGUUCAGGUAUAUCUUGUGAAUUUCGCAAAGUUUUUUUCCUGAAAAUGUUUGCCACACCAAUUCUCAAAUACUUUAUUAGAAAUACCUUCUCUGAAUAUCAUGUUUUAAUAAGACAGACAGAAACAACUCAGGAUUGUCACAAAAUCUUACCUCCUGGUUGUGUACCAACCAACCAACCAACAUGAAUACAGGAUACAGUGAAUAUAAUAUUUAUUUUUGCCAGCCCAAAAUAAGUUAUGUUUUAUAAACAAUAUCGUUUGUAACAAAUACUCGAUUUCUGAUUUGAAAAAUAUUUAUUUUUGUUACACAUUUUCUUCAUAAAUUUUCACCAGUAUUUUGGAGUAAACAAAUGGAGCAUUGGCACAAUUGUUUCAGCUUUCAGUUCAUCCCCUCAAAGGCUUUUCACCUAUUGUUAAUGGAAUAGUCCAUUUGUUUGUAUUGAUGAGAAUUCAACCAAUCAUCUUCCUGCCCUGUUCUUUUUAAAAAAAAAAACAUAUUUAUUAGAAAUACUGGAUAUGUCAAAACAUUUAAAUAAUCCAGAUACUAAACUACAUUUAUUUAUUCUGUUGUACAGUUUGUUGAAAGAAAUUGUUAUAUUGAAUUUCUAUUUAUAUAUUAUGUUAUUCUUAUUUUAACAUUGCCAUGGUAACAUUGAGGUUAUCACAAUGACAAUAUUUACUUUACGAUUAUCAUUGUUCAUAUGUACAGACCUUUAAAAUUGUUUUGUUGCGACUCGUGAUAUGAAGUUUUCUUCAGUUUGCAUUAAUCAAAACUGUAAUCAAAAUAUUAUUACUUAGAAUGAUUUUUGUUCGCAAGUUCAUCAGCUCAAACUAGAGGGCGCUAUUUAUUUUUAUGUCAUUCAAUUGAAAAGUCUUUGUCCCAGCUUCAUUUUUUCCCCCUCAUGACUUUAUUACGAACCAAAACAAUCAUGUUUCAGUGCAAUUUUUGUCUAUAAUAGAGAAAACUAUAUUUUGUUUUUAGUUAGAUUAAUAUUAUAUUUGUAAGCUUUUGUUUUAUUAUGACGUUUCUUGAAAAUAAAAGAUUAAGUAAA
This is a messenger RNA of Saccoglossus kowalevskii, 4693 nucleotides long. RefSeq names its product ankyrin repeat and BTB/POZ domain-containing protein 2-like. Gene Ontology annotation, molecular function: protein heterodimerization activity. The record is from RefSeq and is a predicted model, not a curated record. Lineage: Eukaryota; Metazoa; Hemichordata; Enteropneusta; Harrimaniidae.